UUAUCAGAAAACUCCACCAUUUAUAGGUUUUAACCCCCAACCUCCUCCCAAAAAAAGUGUCCUUUUUAUCUGGCACAAUUAAGGGCACUGCCUUCAAAUCUCAUGAGGGAGGUGGUACAUCAAUCAUUGUCACCAAGCCAUAAACUGCUGCCAUGGUGCUUCACUGGCGUGCAACUUGGAACUGUAAAGCAUCAAGCACAGGUGAAGCAGAUGUUUGGUACAAUCAGAAUUCAGAACUGGCCAAGCUCUCGGGGAAUAAUCACAGCAACAGCUUUUGCAGUUCCCAGGAGGAAUGCGGUGGCCUUAAUCUUGUCAAGUUAUUUCUUCUCAGGAGUUAGUUUGCCUGAUGCUGCAUUUGCUGAACCAUCCGUUGGGCUCAGAGAAUACAUAGAUACUUUUGACGGCUAUUCAUUUAAGUACCCUCAGAACUGGAUUCAAGUCCGAGGUGCUGGGGCUGACAUAUUCUUCAGGGACCCUUAUAUUCUUGAUGAAAAUAUCUCUGUGGAGAUGUCCUCUCCCUCAUCCUCCAAGUACAAGAGUGUUGAAGACUUGGGUCCGCCUCAAGAAGCCGGACAGAAAGUACUUAAGCAGUAUUUGACAGAGUUCAUGUCUACGAGACUUGGUGUCAGGCGUGAAUCGAAUAUUCUUUCCACAUCUUCGAAUGUUGCUGAUGAUGGGAGGACAUACUAUCAAGUCGAGGUAAACAUAAAGUCAUAUGCAAGCAACAAUGAGCUGGCUGUUAUGCCACAAGAACGUGUGGUUCGUUUGGAAUGGGACCGGCGCUACCUUUCAGUUCUUGGAGUCGAAAACAAUCGGCUGUACGAGCUGAGGCUGCAAACACCUGAAAAUGUAUUCUUGGAAGAGGAAAAUGAUCUUCGCCAAGUCAUGGAUUCCUUCAGAGUAGACAAGGUGCUUGGUUGACCGGUGCUAGCCUUUUGUUUAAUGUUUUUUCUUAUUCUCCUCAUUUUUUUUUGUAUCAUCCAAUUUUGUUAAAAAGAGAUAACAGAGCAUCUUGAUUCUUCUGGUUCUUGUCUAUCUUUCA
Alnus glutinosa is the source of this 1042-nucleotide messenger RNA. Its product is annotated as psbP domain-containing protein 1, chloroplastic. The record is from RefSeq and is a predicted model, not a curated record. The coding region runs from base 103 to 921 and encodes 272 amino acids. Gene Ontology annotation, cellular component: photosystem II; photosystem II oxygen evolving complex; extrinsic component of membrane. NCBI's taxonomy places the organism in Eukaryota, Viridiplantae, Streptophyta, Magnoliopsida, Fagales, Betulaceae. Gene Ontology annotation, molecular function: calcium ion binding. Gene Ontology annotation, biological process: photosynthesis. The transcript has 3 exons.